AUGACCCCCUCAGAUUCUGACCUAUCUUCUUUAUCAUCGGCACCUCCAACGGACGACGAAGCUGCCAUGACUGUAGACGAGCCCCUCGGUAUUGCAAAGUACUUCAAGAAGAAGAAGGAGUCAGAGACUCCGCCGCCGAAACGGGAGCCAUCCCCACCGCAUGAAUAUGUCCUGGCCGACAACCCUACCAUCCCUUUCAUCGUCAUGUUCCGCGCGCGUUUCCACGAAGCUUUCCCGAAGAGCCUGCCAAAUUUCGGUCCUCAAGACGUCGAGAGUGGUGUCGAGGAGUCUCCUCCUGGCGAAAACAUCGAGCGACUCUUAUGCGCAUUGCUGGGACUUGUUUUGAAUCGAAAGAAAGAUGUUGAACGUAAUCAUUUCACUCGGCCCCUGGAAGAAGCGAUUCACACACAUCACUCGCAGUGGUCUAAGACAUGGGAGGGUAAAAACCCCCUCCAUGGGGGCCGUAACUUCACCACUAUGUCGCCAGAAGAACGUCUCGAACUUUUGAGAUGUUUGAUUAUCUGGUCUCUUUCCUCAUCUGAUGCGAUCCAGGCCAAGAUCAAGGAGUCUUACAAGCAAGCGCGCCAUGAAGAUGACCUCAACCAGCCACUAUCAGUCCAACAUUGGGGUCGCGAUAGCUUAAAAAGACGAUACUGGCUCAUCGAAGGGCAGGAUGAUACUAGCUUUCGCUUAUACCGAGAGAGCAAUCCUGCCCUUAAAAAUGUUAACUGGUGGAGUGUCGCUGGAACCAUCCCAGAGAUGGAAGUAAUUGCCGAUAAGCUCCAGGAAGAGAAAGGCAUAAACUCCAAGAAGCUCAGUGAGCGGAUCCGAAAUGCCAUUCCUCGAUUUGAAGCUUCAGAGGAUAAACGCAAACGACGCGACUACCGCCUUGCACGCAAGGCCGCUUUUACACGCCCAGAACCUGGAUUUUCCAUGUAUGAAGGUCGCACCCGCGGGAAGAAGCUGAAGUACACAUACUCGGAAGAUGAGGAUAUGUUUUCAGAUGAACCACCUUCCAGACGAUCGGGACGGAAUGUUCCUGUGGCUGCGACUGCGGAAGAAGCUUCACGUCCUCGAUUUACCGCGAGUGGAAGGCAAAUCAGGUCUCGUGCGGGGGGUCUCUAUGGCGAGACCCUACUUACCGGACAGCGCGAGGAUGAAGACGAAGAGGGAGAUGAUUACGGUAGACCGCAGAGAACUCGCACAUCAACUCGCCCUAAUGGCUACUCCGGAUAUGGUGCCGAUGAUCUUGAUGAUAACGAAUCUCAAUCUAGUGGGAAAGAGAGUGGCAACGAAUGGAAUGCCGAAGACGAUGCAAAUGACCCCGAGGGCAGUGAUGAUGGUGAUGAUGGCGAAGAUGAUGAGGAUGAAUCAGUCCAAGAAGGGGAACAUCCCAGUCUUGUUGUUCAGCUUCGAAUUGGCAAGGGAGAAACGCCAAGUGACCCCCAGAACCCGGUGACCCAAGCCUCUCCUACGCAAUACGUUCAAAUGAGCGAUAGUAGCCAGCCGACUGCACCUGCAACUUCAUCCAUACCUUCAACAACGGUACCGACGAACCCCUCUGUCCUCUCGCCUCCAGUUUUCACCGUUCAUGAGACCCAAGAGACGCAGCCCCCAAAACCCCAGGUUGAGCUAACCAGCGUUCCUGGGUUGAGCGCGAUUCAGCAGUGA
Molecule: messenger RNA, 1671 nt
Organism: Penicillium taxi
Lineage: Eukaryota; Fungi; Ascomycota; Eurotiomycetes; Eurotiales; Aspergillaceae
Exons: 5
Coding region: 1-1671 (556 amino acids)
Source: RefSeq, a predicted model, not a curated record